Messenger RNA from Alternaria arborescens, 3213 nucleotides. RefSeq lists its product as hypothetical. The record is from RefSeq and is a predicted model, not a curated record. NCBI's taxonomy places the organism in Eukaryota, Fungi, Ascomycota, Dothideomycetes, Pleosporales, Pleosporaceae. The transcript has 2 exons. Bases 1 to 3213 code for a protein of 1070 amino acids.
AUGCACAUAGCCCAGGAGAACACAGCAGCCCUCGUCAAUAUUAAUCUGGAUUUCUCUAUGCUCAGGUUCGAAGCCCCUCCAGAAUUUAUGGGGUUGUGCUCGAGUCUUUCGCCAAAGCGCAAGGCUGAGGCAGAAGACGGCAUGAUACACAGCACGGCUCGAAAACUAUUCGCUCUUUUUGAGUCCGAGAUCCCUGCUGUUCCUGAAUUGCUUGAAGCAUACGGGAAGCGAGCCAGUGAGAUAGCGACGUCAGAGAAUACGAUGAGUUCUCAGGAAAGUGUUCAUGGGGCUUUCGCGGAUUACAUCGGCGCUGAUGGCACAAGCAUUUUAGCUGCAGCUACUUCCGGCGAUGGAGCUGUGACUAUGCACUUGCUUGCUUGCCUGCUAGCCCGCAUGUGGAAGAGGUCACAAGCGAUCUCUAUCUGGCACGAGCUUGUGCAGCAAAGAAAAUCUAUCCUGGGUAAAAAGGUAGGUUCUUCUGCUAUGCUACAUGCGAAUGAGCUAGCUGCGUCCAUGAUUCACAUCGAAAGAAAACAGCUGGACGAAUGGGACGCCAGUGCCAGAGCAUGGCUUCAAUAUGCGGACAGUGUAAAAAAGCUUGAGCAAACGAACCUGAGGCUGGUCAUUGACGGAGCUAAUCUGCCAGUAUCUCGAGAUAAAGAGCUGUACUCCUCUGUGAUGGCAGUCUGGAAGCAUGCGAUGAAAGCGAUGAACGACUUGAUCUUGGGACGUCCUCAACGUAUUAAUGACGGCGAUGUCAUGUUAGGACUUCUUUCCUGGCACCUCUACCCAGACAUGACUGUCUUGGGCGUUGGAACUCGAACCUAUCAUGUGCCUCAGCAGGACAGAUUGAUUGCUCCUGGAGGUAUGAUCACCGUAGGCAUGGGGAGUAGAGAAGAGUGUCCAGAUGAAACCAUUUAUUGGUCUCUUCCGCUUGCCCAUAUGCGAUUCUAUGGGGAUCCGGUCAACGCAGAGCGUCGUCAUGGCAUGAAGGAUUCUCAAGUAUCUUAUGCAGACUUCCGUUAUGUUAUACUUGGGAGUGUACUGUCCUCGUGGAAUAUGGGGAACAAUGAUAUCGAUCUUGCGAUGCAAUGCAUCAUUCUGCUUGAUGAUUCUAUCAGCAAUGAUCCUUUGCAGAUGAGAAACAUACAAGAGUUAGAUUGGUUGGUUUCACUGGCAAAGUGCUGCAAGGCUUUCCAACAAGCAAGCGAGGUGGAUAAAAAACACGGAAUGGCCCUGAUCAUGUUUGGCAUCCGCCGCUGUUCGAAUUUCUUAGCGAAGCAUGGCAAGCACCCGCUUCCUCUGUUCGGCCUCACAGACAUGCGUUCUCUCAUUGACGUCGUCAACUUCCCAACACCCGAUAAGAUACAGCGCCGGAUCGACUUUCUCAGAUGGUGGGCCCAUAACCACCCAGACAGAUCCAGCCUCAAGGGAAGCAUCAUUCGUUACAGUCCUGCGCGGCAACCUAACGACGACAGUACUGUCUUCUUUUGCACUACCGUCUUCAGAACCGGCAACCGACAAGUUGGACACAAGAGACGUCGAACCGAAGAACCUUAUCCCGGCAAUCAAGAGCACCUCAGUUGGCUGAUUGACGACAAGCUCGACUCGCCCCAAAGUUUCAUCGCUGUCGAUUAUUCGGCAUUGACAGAGAUGGAUGGAACGACUAUAGACCCGUCAAAGAUUCGAACGGUCUCUGGGCUUCAAGACCAUAGUAUCGUUAAGCUACCACCAGGUCCCAACAUGAGCUUACAAGACUUUGAGUUUGUCUGUGGGGAUGCAGGGAAAGCUGCUAUUUACCGACCUAUCAAACGCGGUAAACCUGCACUCUCUCGCAAUGCGAUAACACUUUCCGGAUUCAUUCGCCUCUAUAGAGAAGGCUUUGUUGAGGUAGCAAGACUGACUCAGCAGCUGCUAAUUCGGUCAGCAGCAGGCAACGAUUUCUUUCAGAGCUUAAAGGUUCUGAGUCAUGUAGAAGAGAUUUAUGAAGGCCUACCUGGUGCCUGCGUUGAUCUGCGAGUGACAUCGCAACCCGUACCGGGGUCGCAUUGGUCAGCCCCUUUCCAAACAAUAUUUAAUAUUGGGAGGGCUCAAUACGCAUGGGGUUCGUAUUCGUCAGCCCCUCUCAAAAUACCUGAACAUGAAUUGCCAUCUCCAAGUGCGAUCACCCACGCCUUCACUGCUGUGGCGUUCUUCGAGACUGGAGAGAUACAGCUAGAUCCGCACAAGUUGGAAGGAGUACUAGCACUAUCACACAGUAACUCAAUAUUUGUGGCAUCGCAAAUGCUCGAAGAUCCCACAAAACCCAGUUCAAAACACCUUAUCAAGAGGUUGACAGGAAAUAUUGGUAGACCCGGGUUCGCAUUGCUGAUAUCACCGAAUGACCCCCGUAUGCGGGAAUACGAUUUCAACAAGUACGUCGUGGAGUACGAGCCCUUCAGUGGGGAUCUCGUGGACAAUUUCUCGGCCACGUCUCUUCAUCUGUCUCUUACUGGAUAUGAGCUGCCACUUGACGUCGAACCCCGCGGUAAUCGUGACUCUGAAGCAUACUUCGUCGAGACGAACGUCUCUGUGUACGAUGGCGGCGAUUGGGUGGGAGACGUUGACAUCAUGAGGGCGCAAAAAACAUGGCCACACCACGGAGAUUGCGACCACGAUGUGGAGCAGCGGAAACAAAGGAGCCACCUUCCGAAAAGCAUGCAGGCAGUCGACAGCUGGAAAGCUUUUCUGGACGCACCGGUCGGAGGUGGUGUUCUUCGUGCUUUUGGAAAUCCAAUGGCCCGACUUGCAGCAGCAACUUUGGCCAUGCAAAAGGGUUACAAGUUUCACAUUUUGAGCCCGAAUGGCUGCUGGGCAUGUGUCAGGCAUGAUGUCUUUCCACUCGAGCCACGUUACAUCGCCUCUCAGAUAGAGCGCCAGGAUUGUAGCUUUAGCCCAGAAAAUGUCCCUGGGGAGAUUAGUAACAUGGAUACUGAGGAUGAGGACGACCAUCUCACAGAUAAUUGCAGCAGUAAAUCUGGCUCGGAUGAUUCGAACGAAGAGGAGCCAAAAACACAACCUGGGGGCCUUUACAGUGCGGGUGUUGGAGAUGCUCCAGCGGACGACAUUGCCCAAGACUUGUUUCCAGAACUGGAGCCUAUCUGCCAAAUCGAAGAAGAGCCAACCGAUCCCACCGGACUGAACUUUGCUGUAGACGUUAUGUUUAUAUGCUAG